CCGAAUCACGUCUUUAGAUCUCUAAUAAAAUCAUAUUUCCCCUAUAUCCAUGGAACUAUAAAUCGUAAAAAUGUCUCAACGGGCUUUACCGGUUCUAUUCAUCAACCUUGGAGGUGAAAUGUUGUAUAUUUUGGAUCAGCGACUACGAGCUCAGAAUAUUCCCGCGGAUAAAGCACGUAAAGUGAUGCAUGACAUUGUGAAGACAAUGUUCAACCAACGCUUUGUGGGGGAGCUCUUCAAACCUCAGGAUAUCUACUCUAAGAAAGCGAUGAGGACUGUGUUUGAUCGUCUGGCCCAUGCCUCCAUCAUGAGACUAAACACCGCUAGUAUGGACAAGUUGUAUGACCUGAUGACCAUGGCUGUCAAGUACCAGAUCUCACUUUGUCUGAGACCUAAGGAUAUCCUACUUGUCACUCUCAACCACAUGGACGCUAUCCGUAGCUUCGUCUGUGAUAAUCCUACCCUCAAGGCUGGCGUAGAGGGCGUUUGUCGUCUGCUCUUGAAGACGUUUACUUUUGUAACAUUGGGAGAGUUCCAGCUAAUACGACAGACGCUUCUAGGCUUCUUUCAAGACAUGCAUAUUAGGGUGUCAAUAUUCUUGAAAGAGAAAGUGCAGAGUUCGAAUGGCAGGUUUGUUCAUUCUCUGGGCGGCACUGUCCCCUAUGGCACCGAGAUUCCAGGAACCAUCAGAUAUUUCAACCGUGAUGGGAAGCAGGUCGAGACGGAAGAGUUUUCAUUCCAAGGAAGGUACGUUGCGUCCUUCAAGGAGGGGUCAUUUGAGAUGGAAGGUGACCGGGUCAUCAAGCUAGGUAGGAACAUGUACUGCUCGGCCAAGACGGGAGAGGCAACGGUCAUGGGCGACUCAAGCAGCAGGAACAAAUCAAAAGCAUCCGCAGAACAUGCAUCAGCUAAUCCUAAUCCCAUGGUGAAAGCAGAGCUUAAUCUCCUAGCUCAUCUGAUGGGUGCAGUAGAGAAGAAAUCAUCAGGCGGUCCUGGCAAAGAAAAUGAUUUCAGGAUCAGCAUGUUCAAUACGGAUGAAGAGGAAGAGAAGUUUGCAGCUACUCGUCCUCCACCAGACAUGUAUGAUGUCAAGGUCAUUAACAUAGACGCAUCAAAGAUUCAGACGAGCGAGGAGCUGAGUAGAAUAAUGGGAGACAUGGCUAUACCCGAUGCCUCUGGUCCAUCCAGUAAGGGUGAUGACCUUUUAGAAUUGAUGGACAGCGCAUCAUGAGGUCAAAGGUCACAGUAGUUUUAAGAUUAUAUGUUGAUGUAUACAUUCUGUAACGUGCCAUGAUGAUGAUCGAUACGUGCGCUAUAUAAGAAUCCAAUAUUAUUAUUAUUAUUAUCAUAUCGUUCUAUGAGACUGCUUGUGAUAUUUGUGCUGCUCCAGCUAUCGAAAACUUCAGUCAUUCUUAUUUAAGUCUCAAGAUUCAACAACGUAUCUAUUUAUACAUUCAUCACAAGGGCUCUAAGAAAAUCAUUGUUCAGUGCCUGUUUGGCAAUUUUUGCAAACUUGCCGUUGUGUCACUGGAUUCGCGAACUACCGUAGACGCAUACAGGAGAUAUAUUUGUUCACGAAACCAGCUGAUAAAGCUGUACACCAUGUUGCUUCUGUAUUGAAAGACACUGCCUAAUAUUUCUGACUGUCCAAGUGCAUGUAGGGUAAUUUAGAUAGUAAAUUGGCAUUUCAUACAAAAGCAUCGUGCACAUUUUAUAUGGACAUAUAAUUGAUGAACGUAGAAUGUAUAUUGUAUACAUUACUUGGUAGAUGACAUGAAUUUCAUUUUGAAUUUAGGAGCGAUGUCAAUUCUGCAUACAUGUUUAUACAAAAAUCUAGGAGUGGUAAUUUGUUUUUCCUUUUUUGUGUGUGAGUGUUUGUUUUCAAGUUGCUGUCACUUUAAAAACACAGUACUAGCAGUUUGUUAUAGCUAUAUGAAAGCUAAUUACUUAAGAAUUUCUACCACUCUUGCAACCUGUGUGAAUUAUAUGCACUUAUAUGUAGAUGAUUGUGAAGUAAGAAUAAUGUCUGAUGUUCAGAAUGCAAAUCAAAGAGGUUUUUAUUUGAGAGUAGUUUUGUUUUGAAGGUAAAUACAAUGUUAAUCAAGGUCAUAGGUCAUGAGGAUUAUAUUGACUGUUAUAGAGCCAGAAGGGUAUUAACAUACUGUAACACAGAUCUAACACCCUUCUGGCUGUGAACAGACAUCAUGUUUGUUUGUUGUUUUUUUUUUUUUUCAUAGUACAACUAGAUGUACUAAUACUGAAAUCGUCAGUUAGGAGACAGAAUAAUCUUGUACAGACUUGACACACUUCUGGCUCCAGAGACAAAAUAUCGUUGAGUGAGGCAUUUUCUCCACAUCGCUACUCUCCACCCAUGUGAACAUCAAGGUCAUAAAUCUCAUUUUUCUGCAAGGAAAAUAUAUUUAUUUACACUGGCACUUUAAGAUAUAAUUAUUGCACAUGCUUUUACACAAACCCUGUAUGAAAAAUCCAUCAAUAUUCAACAAAGAAAAUUGAAAUUUAUGACAGGUUCAGUACAAAGUAAAUGGGAGGGAUGCUUAAAAUGUGCAAAUUUUUUACUUUGCAAACAUAUGAUCAACUCUUACUGAUCUGUUUCCUUAAUGUUAUUAUUUUUUGCAUUUAUUAAGACCAACUUAGUAGAUCACUAUCAUAAACUUUGGCUAUUUUUAUUUUGUUUUGUUUUGUUUUUGUUGUUGUUUUAUAUUUUUCAUAUGCAUUAUUUUGGGUGCGACAUAUUUUUCUUUGAAGAUGGUGGAGUGUUCCAAGCUUCACGUAACUUUUGUGUGAUGUUUUAAAUAGUAGUUACCCUAUAGAACCGUCCGUUGGGGUUUGUGCAUUUACAAUGUAGUCUUACGUGAAACAGAUAUUUCUGUUAAUGUUUUGUUACUUUUCUGCCUGUAUUAAUAGACUUUCAACUAUUCAUGUAUAUUAUAUAUCUGCUGAAGGGAAUGUAAAAGAGACAAGAUUUAUAUUUUUCCCAGGUCUAGAUUACUUUAAAUUGUAACUGUGUGUCCUCUGAAAUUGAAAGUAGAUUUAAUUUGCUCAUUUAUUUUCAUUGCAUUUCCACUCUGAUAUGAUGAUCGUAAUCAAUGCCAUGAGUAUAUUUCUCAAUUAAAAGCGAUCCAAAGAUAGCAACUUGCACCAAACAGAUUUAUGUUCUUUCACUUUAGUUGGAUUGAGUGAUGAACAAAAUAAUUGCGGGAUACAUAGUUUAACUUAGUCAUGAAACUUUGUUUUAACAUCAUAAUAAUCGUAUAUGCAUUUUAAGGUUGUGUUUCCUUUUAUGACAUUCUAAAAAGUACUGUUUGAUAAGAAUGCUUGUAGCUUCAAAUUGAUAUUCAUGUGAAGCUAUUGCUAUCUUUUUUAAUUGUAUACAAUGAUAUACAGUGAUGGUUACCAAUGGACCAAAAUUGAAUUUCAUUUCAUGAAACAAUGACAAUGAUAUUAUGUUGAGCAUUGUUGUCAGUUAAUAACUUAAACUAUAUAUAUUUAUACAGGUGUUUGAAGUAUAUACUGUAUAUAUAUUCAACAUUCCAAAAUUGUGUAUUCCUGCCCAGACAGAAAGCCUCAUUCUCUUCUAUCAACGGUUAUUCCACUGAGAAUACUUAACAUGGUUCCCAUCAACUGCCUUCCCAGAGGGGAAAGUUAACUCAUGUCUAUUUUAUCAUGAAAGAAUUCACCAUAUCUGGGGCUCGUUGCACAAAAUUUACCAUUGAUUGUAACUUCGCCAUUAAUGGUAACUACCAUGGAAAUCUUGAUUUUGAUUGGCUGUUGAGCCCUGUUACCAUGGUAGUUACCAUUGAUGGUAAAGUUACCAUCAAUGGUAGGUUUUAUGCAAUGGGGCCAAGAUGAUUUAUUUUUUCCUGUUUCAUUUCUGCCAGCUUUGAAGUGUUACUUGUGUCUCUUGCGUUUCUCCAACCCAUCCAGUUCAUGGGGUGAUGUCUAGCUUGAUUUUAUGAUCUUUCUUUGGUCUUAACUCAGCUCUGUGAAGUACCUUUAUUGAGCCAGAGCCAGAGGGUAUUAAUUGUGUUACCGCAUGAGUUGACAUUCUUCUUACUCCCAAACAGAGCUAGUUGAGUCCAUAACAUUACUUUUAUCCCUUCAAAAUUCCUCAAUCUUUCAUAAAAAGCUAAAACUCAAGUAGUCAAUAGUUUGUUAUGAUGUCACAAUACCUUGAAAUAUCUCGAUUGAAUCAAUCCAUCCAUUGCAUGUAGAAUCUUGUUUCGGCUUUUCUUUUUAAGUCAAAUGUGAUAAUCUGAAAUUUACACCUUGAUUUUUGUUCAUUAUGAUUAGAGGUAGAAAUAUUUCUGAUCGAGUUCAAUAUGUUGUCGCUUGUUGGUGUCACUUGAAAGAAUAUUACCCUUGAUGUGAGCCUCUGCUUAGCAGUGAGGGCAUUAUCUCCAUGUAAAAUAAUAUGACUUUCAUCUUAAGUAUUUAUAAGAACAUACCAUUUAUAUGUACUAUACGGUUAGCACUGCCUGUAUGUCGAAAUAUAUGUUAUUAUCCUUCACAUUAAAUGUAUGGCAACAUUUGACAUUGUGGACAAUUCUAUGUGCUGAAUAUAUAUAUUUUAUGAUGUUUGUGCAGUGAAUGUUACAGUGGGCACUGUAAAAAAAACUUCUUGCAUUCUAUAGUUAAUAAAUUAUGAACAAAACCA
Molecule: messenger RNA, 4675 nt
Organism: Strongylocentrotus purpuratus (purple sea urchin)
Lineage: Eukaryota; Metazoa; Echinodermata; Echinoidea; Camarodonta; Strongylocentrotidae
Product: protein OSCP1-like
Exons: 9
Coding region: 71-1231 (386 amino acids)
Biological process (GO): transport
Cellular component (GO): cytoplasm; plasma membrane
Source: RefSeq, a predicted model, not a curated record